CCCUUUAUCCUCUCCAUCCACACGGACUCUCACGGCUUAACUAAAGAUGCUCAGCGGUUCGGGUCGCUGGUCGCAUGUUACCGGGUGAAACGGAGUUAUUUGGAAGAGCGCAAAACAUAGGAGACGUCUACAUUUCACUGAACUUGCUUCUCGGGUUCGGGCGCGCGGGCACACAUGGAACUGAAGAAAUCUAUCUCGGACACCGAGCGCGCGCUCAGGAGCUACGGCGCCGUAUCAGAAACGGCAUGGACAACGGACAAAGGUCACUCAGAUGUGUCCAUGGCAGAGAGCACUAUGUCUCCAGAGGAGAUCGAGGUGGAGAUGGCUCGUAUCCAGCGCCUCCGUGAAGUCCUGGUACGCAGAGAGUCUGAGCUGCGCUUCAUGAUGGAUGACAUUCAGCUCUGCAAAGACAUCAUGAGUUUAAAGCAGGAGCUGAGACAGAUUGUGGCAGUACCAGAGAAAGAAAAAAACAAGAAGCACAAGCAGAGGGAAGAGGAGCUGAUCCUGAAGAUUCAUAAACUGGUGCAGAAAAGGGAUUUCCUGGUCGAUGAUGCAGAGGUGGAGAGAUUAAGGGAGCAAGAGGAGGACAAGGAGAUGGCGGACUUCCUCAGGCUGAAGCUGAUGCCUCUGGAGCAGAAGCUCAAAGUCACACAGCAUCCUCCAAAACCCAAGCGACAAAUCCCAGAGCCGCCUCCCAACAAACCAUCCAUCACCAAGUCAGGAGUGGCCAUCAUUAAGGACUGCUGUGGAGCCACCCAGUGUGCUGUAAUGUAACCAACAACGACCUCUGUACGGCUCCGACUCGGUCACAACACUCACAUGACAUCUUCACCUCCCGUUACUCAGAGAACCACAGCUAGCAGCAUUUGCCCUUGAACCUGCUCAGGAAUCAGAUUUAUGUCUGAACUGCAGGCGCUUGGAAACUGAUCCCUGAUCAGUAUUCAAGGGAAACAGAAACUCCUUACAGUAAGUGAAGAGGGGGAAGCUUUAAACAGAAAUGUAAAUAAAAUCUGAUUAUUAUAUAUUGAUAUAUUUAUUCAGUCUGUUGAUUUGGAGGCAGGUGGGAUCAUUUCAUUGUUUCAUUCCUUGAUGAUGAUGCUGCAUCUGAUUGUAUAAGCACAAUAUACACUUGUUGAAGUAGAUGUUAGGGUUCUGUGUCUGAUGUGGUAAAGUUGACAUUAUUGCAUUUUCUUUCCCCGUUAAGGAAAACACGGGUCAUUGUGAAGAACAAAACGGCCUCCCUAUAAGUCAUUUAUGCAAACUGGGUUAUAAAUGCUGAAGCCUGGCCAUCAAAUGAUAUUUUUGUACACUUGAGCAAUAUUCUCAAGAGGGUUUACAGACAAAAUCUGCAGUAAUCUACAAAACGUUGGAAAUUAACAGAGAAACUUAACGAGGACUAAAUGCUGAAUAAAGUAACACACCAGUACAGAUGCUGUGACAAAGCUGGAUUAUACAAGGCUCAGUGGCAAUUAAGAUUCUUGUGGUGUAAGAAUGAGAUUUCGAAAGGUGUGCAAGUGAAUCGGAGCCAUCAAAACACAACAAAUUGCUAAUUUCCAGAACACUACUCUGGAUCAAGUUAUUCAAUACACAAAUACAGUGUAGUAAUAAAAGAUAAAUUAAUUAGAGAACACUACAAUGUGGACAAAAUUUUGCUAACUGGAAUGCAGCCACUUAUGAAUGACUGUUGUUGGGUUUUUGUUUAUCUUUA
Messenger RNA from Melanotaenia boesemani (Boeseman's rainbowfish), 1708 nucleotides. It is a transcript of the gene bmerb1, whose product is annotated as bMERB domain containing 1. The transcript has 6 exons. The coding region runs from base 175 to 774 and encodes 199 amino acids. The record is from RefSeq and is a predicted model, not a curated record. Gene Ontology annotation, cellular component: microtubule cytoskeleton. Lineage: Eukaryota; Metazoa; Chordata; Actinopteri; Atheriniformes; Melanotaeniidae. Gene Ontology annotation, biological process: negative regulation of microtubule depolymerization.